AUGAUCGCACGGGCUUCGAACUGCCUCAGCUUCGUCUGUUGUGCACUCCCCGCUCGCGCUGUACAAGCUACCUUGAACUGGGAGAUCGCGCGAAAGUUCUGGUUUACAUUCCUUUUUAUAACGGUGAUCUGCGCCAAACUUCUCCACAUAUACGCGCAUUGGGACUCUGUUCCACUCAAUCAGUUGAUCCUUUGGGGAUCGACAUUUUUCCUUCAAGACUUCUUCUUCCUGCUAGCAGGAUAUGCAUUAACGCGAGACUUCCAAUGGAUCAUUGCUCGUAUUUUGGCGGGACUGGUAGUGGUUUUCACCAGUCUCAUCCUCUCCGUAAUGGCGGCUGCGAAUACCUCAUUUUUCUUCCUGACCGGUGCGGAGAUUCAUUGGCGUCAAGCAGGUUCUUUCAAUGCUGAUCCAGCCGCUGUCAACACCUUGCUUACCGGUCUGACUGGUCUUGUUAUUGUCGAGGCUUUGAUUCUGGUUGCGGCGAUCUUCGCCUCGCCAUACCCUCACACUGGUAUGGAGGCCAUGGUGGGUAUCUGGGGUCGUGUUGCUGGGGCAGUGUGGAGGCCUACUGCGCAGGCUGCUAAGCCAGCGGUAGAUGCCCUGUUGGUUCGGUACCAGCCUGUGGUAGAGCGUGUUCUGAGUCGGACUACUCGGGGGAGGGUUUUCUUCGCCAAAAUCAAGAUCUACGAGCCAGUUCCACUGACUGAAUAUGAUGAGGAGGAUAAGAUUGUGUCAAACUCGGCUCCGCUACUCGACGAACCGGCGGAGGUACAGCCAACGCAAAAGGAAUACUGGGGACGCAGGCUGAUUAUCAAAACCGUGCUUGUCGUUACUGCAACUCUCUUUGUUCUUAUCUUGCGAUGCUUCCGUCCGGCUGAUGAUUCAUACGGCUUCCUCUCCCAGACCAUCGGCCUAUCCCCGUUCAGCGGUGUCGACUCUCGGACCAAAUUGGCGGGUAUCACUGGGGAUCGCGAAUUGAAAGGCAAGCUGACUGCGCUGACUACGCCACCGCAUUUCGACUGGUUUCCGGCGGGUAAGUGGCCUGGAUUUAGAGACUGGGAGGUUUCAGACGGAAAAUUCGAGCACAAACACUACAACUCGACUGAAGAUCCUAUUCACAUUUCCAAUCUGGAUCUGGAUGUCCUCGAGCCUCUCCGCGCAGUCCUCCAGAGUGAGGACUUCAAGAUCAAGCACGUUCUCGUCUUCAAGAUGGAGAGUACUCGGUUCGACGUAUUCCCGCUUCGAAAUGGCUCUUACUUCCACAAUCGGAUUCUCGACUCUUACGAGAAUAAACAGGUCCCGGAGGAUGUUCAGAAGCGCUUGAAUAACCUGACUCACACCGCCGAGCGUCUCACGGGCACAGAAUCUGGAUUCCAGGAGAAUGGAACGGUAAAGCCAUAUGGCGGUAUCUAUGCGACAAAUUCAUACACAGCCGGAACCUUCACGUUGAAGAGUAUCGAAGCAACGACCUGCGGUCUUUCGCCAUUGGUCAUGGAUUUCAACCGCGAAUACGAACACCACAUUUACCAACCCUGUAUGCCGCAGAUUCUCGACGUUCUCAGCGCCAGCACAAACGACAGCGGUAGUUCCGACUUCACCAACUGGCCUUGGCGACCGCGAUUCAUGCAGUCCAUCACCGAUACCUACGAUCACCAGGACCUCCUCACGCCGGCACUGGGAUUCAAGUCGGAGAAUAUCUUAACGGUCGAGACGAUUGAUAAGGAACACAUAAAUGAUACAUCAUUCCACGGCGAGAAGUUCAACUUCUGGGGAUACCCUGAUCAUGACCUCGCAGGUUAUUUCCGAAAUGCUAUUAUCCAUGCAGAAGAGAACCAUGAGCGGCUGUUCCUGGAGCACCUGACGGGGUUGACGCACCACCCUUGGGAUACACCUGGCAAGAAUUACUCGGAGCUUAUUAGCUCGUCCUGGGGUGGAAACAACGAAGACGUGAACAAAUAUCUCAACACCAUCGGCAUCAACGAUAAGUGGUUCGGUACUGUGCUUGAUAUUCUCGAGGAGACAGGCGUCGCCAAUGAGACACUCGUUAUCAUGACAGGCGAUCAUGGCCUCUCCCUUCUCGAAGACAACAGUAUCACGCCCUACGACAACCCACACGUCGCCAACUUCCACGUCCCACUAGUCAUCUCCAACCCAAACCUACCUCCCAUCCAAAUAAACUCCUCGGUAACAUCUAUCCAAAUCCUCCCGACAAUCCUCGACCUCCUCACUACCUCCUCCUCCCUCUCCCCCAAAAGCAAAACGGCCGUCAAAUCCCUCCUCCCCAUGUACGAAGGCCAAUCCCUCAUCCGCCCCAUUAUUUCCUCAGACGAAAACACUCGAAACUGGCAGUUCACAGUAAUGAACACCGGCGGCUCAAUGGUCGCGAUGCGCUCCGCCGAUGAUCCAUACAGAUUGAUCGUCCCGCUCGUCCCGGAGGUGGAGUGGCGGUUUACAGAAAUCGUAUCUGAUCCCCAUGAGAAGAAGCCGAUUAAAUCUUUUGAUUUGGAGUCUAUCAAGUCUGCUGUUGCUUUGAGGCAUGGGGCUGAGGCUGUAGCGUGGGUUGGGGAGGCGGCAAAGGUUGCGCAGUGGUGGGUUAGUGAUAAUUGGAGACGGUAUGAAUAUUCACCUUGA
Messenger RNA from Penicillium odoratum, 2631 nucleotides. RefSeq lists its product as uncharacterized. The transcript has 4 exons. NCBI's taxonomy places the organism in Eukaryota, Fungi, Ascomycota, Eurotiomycetes, Eurotiales, Aspergillaceae. The record is from RefSeq and is a predicted model, not a curated record. Bases 1 to 2631 code for a protein of 876 amino acids.